AUGGAAAAUUCUGGUCAUAGACUUAGUAUAUCACAGGUAUAUCAACUAGCUCACGAAUACCGAGACCAUGCAUACUCUGUUGCAAGCAAGAUCAGUUCCGAAGAGGAGCUGAAGCAGUAUUACACCCUGAUAAAUAUGUCUAUCCGGAUGUUUCAAAUGAUGAAGGGAAAAUGCACGCUCUCCGUCGUGGAGGAUAGCAAGAUCACGUUUGAGAUGGUGGAGUUACUAAUACAUGAGACGCAUAACUUCGAUUUAGCCGAGUUGUACAUUUCAAGUUUGAAGGAACGGUUGCAAACGCACCAGAACAGCAUGUGUGUGGUGGAAGAGGUCAUGCAUUGCGAGUUUUUAUUAGUACACGAUCUACCAUUGAUGAGAGAUACGAAGUUCCAUUACAAGAUUGCGCUAAGAAACUGUAAUGAGUUAGUGCAGUACAUGACGAGUUUAAAGGACGAAGUCUACCAAAAUUGGGCAUUAGUAUUCCAGUAUGUUGGGGUGGCACUUUGUAUCAAACUGAAACAGCACCGUAGGGUGAAAACGAGUUUCGCUGGGUUGCUCUCGCAAUGCGGGGAUAAGUCACAAUGGAAGUGGUUCCUGAACUUGUGCUACGUGAACUACUUACUGAACGAGAGAUUCCCCAUCCCUGAAGCUGCAAUUGAAGAGUUGAGAAGCACGGAGUUGGACACGGUGGGACCCAGGCUAUAUGCAUGGAAGUUGGCGUUGAACAUGGUGAUCCAAGUUUACAAAGACGGGAACAUUACAGAGCAUCUGAACGAGUUCAAGAGAUUUUUCGAUGUGAACAAGCAGUCGUUGGUCAAUGAUGAAGACAAAGGGUGCAUGAUCAGUAUUGCACCUGGGGUGACGUUGAAAGUGGACCUGCCAAUAAUUUUCCACUACAAGGAACUGAAAAAUAUUCUGUUGUUACUGCAAAGCGUAAGCUACAUCGUGAACUGCUACGACGGGAAGGGGAACUUCUCGAGGAAGUUUCUGCCCAAAGUGCAUUCCACGACGCAGAAGCUGAUGAAGACUAUCGGGACAGGCGGCGUGUCGAUGAACGAGCUGGACUCACGGGUCCAAACGUACAAGAGCAUUCUUGAUUUCUGCGACUUUUACAAAGUGUGGGAGGAAAUACUGCUGAAUGGCGCCGUGGUUGAGGCGGCGGCGGCGUCGUCGUCGUCGUCGUCGUCGUCGUCAAAUCUGGGACCCUCUCCGGCAUACACAAAGUUACUACAAGCGAUGCAGGUCCAAUUUCAAGGCGGGGGGGGUGUGGAGGAGUACACGCGCCUGGCGCAGUCUGGUGGCACGUCGAGCGAAGUAAAGAUGAUAUCGCUGCUAAAUUGCUACACCGUGCAAGCGGCGAAGGUGAGCCGGUGUCCGGGAGACAAGCAGGCCCAGCUCGUGGAGCAGUGCAACAAGGUGUGGCAGCAGGUGGAGAGGCUGCUGCGGGAGACAGACCUGCAGUUCAACCCGAUAUGGGAGUGCACGGUGACGAUUCUGUGGCUGUUCAGCCACUUCGAGCCCUUCAGUUGGAACCCGCUGCCGUGCAGCGACAAGGAGCGGGCCGAGUACAUGUCGAAGCUUCGCGAGUUCUACUCGAGCAACAAGUUUGCCAGUGGCGGUGGUGCCGUGGACGAGCGGUUCAAGCUCAAGAAGGCGUUGCUGCUGCAGGUGCUGGUGAACUACCUGGGCGGGCGGAUGCUCGAACACGACCUGGAGGAGAUCCGCGGGAUCUCCGGCAAGUGCUUUGACAUGUGCCGGCACCAGGGCGGGAUGGACAAAGUGCAGUACGUAGUCGGGAUAUGGCAUCUCAUGAACUGCACGGUGGGCAUGCGGGGCAAAGACGUUGCCCUCACGAACGCGAAGCUGGAGGCGCUGGUGAAGCAAAUCACCAGUGGCGAGCAAAGUAAGGCCAAAAAAUAA
This is a messenger RNA of Saccharomyces eubayanus, 1917 nucleotides long. It is a transcript of the gene SCC4, whose product is annotated as cohesin-loading factor complex subunit SCC4. Bases 1 to 1917 code for a protein of 638 amino acids. Gene Ontology annotation, biological process: mitotic sister chromatid cohesion. NCBI's taxonomy places the organism in Eukaryota, Fungi, Ascomycota, Saccharomycetes, Saccharomycetales, Saccharomycetaceae. The record is from RefSeq and is a predicted model, not a curated record. The transcript has a single exon.